CAUCAAUCGCUCUGCACCCGAACAAAUUUCACGCUUGCCUCCGUUUUGUUAACCACAGUCCAAUUAUCCAAUUAGAGGGCGAAAGCUGGAGAGAAGGUGGCCCACCGUGGAUGAGUACCAGGGCCCUGGGGCCAGCGGGGACCCUUGCGCUCCCUCUCUGACAUAUCGGCUGUGUGCGGUGUCUUCUUCCGACUAUCAGGUAUCACCUCAAUCUGGCUGCAUGUCUUAUCUGAAAUCACCUUAUCAGAUGAAUGGACUCAGUCUGCCAUCUCCUCCUAUCGAUUUAAUUCAUCCCUCGGCUGCUUAUCCGGCUCAGACCCCAAGAAAACAAAGGAGAGAAAGAACGACCUUUACAAGAUCCCAAUUAGACGUUCUAGAAGCUCUUUUCAGCAAAACGAGAUAUCCAGAUAUCUUCAUGAGGGAGGAAGUUGCUGUCAAAAUUAAUUUGCCCGAAUCUAGAGUACAGGUAUGGUUCAAAAAUAGAAGGGCAAAGUGCCGACAGCAACAGCACCAACAGAAUGCAGGAUCCACAUCCAAAUCGAGACCCAGAAAGACGAAAAGUCCGGAUGAGAAGACAUCUUGCUGUGACAACCAAUUCAAAACCGUCCCUAAUCCAUCGAUCUGCAACAAUGCAACUAUAUGGAGUCCGGCAAUGUCCGAGCUCAUGGCUAGCAACAGUUGUAUGCAAAGAUCCAGUUAUCCCAGUCCGACUCCUCCAUCUUAUUCCAGCUACGGCACCACGACAUAUUAUAGCAACAUGGAAUACCUACCACCCGGUAUGGGUGCCACUCACAGCAACAUGCCAACAUCACCCCCCAUGAAUGCCAUGACUACGUCGCCUUCACCAGCUACGGAUUGUAAUGACUAUACCUGUGAUAGAACGUCUUCGUGGAGAUUUCAAGUACUAUGAUUUAUUUUAAU
This is a messenger RNA of Centruroides sculpturatus (bark scorpion), 921 nucleotides long. Its product is annotated as homeobox protein OTX2-like. Gene Ontology annotation, molecular function: RNA polymerase II cis-regulatory region sequence-specific DNA binding; DNA-binding transcription factor activity, RNA polymerase II-specific. The coding region runs from base 221 to 910 and encodes 229 amino acids. The transcript is spliced from 4 exons. NCBI's taxonomy places the organism in Eukaryota, Metazoa, Arthropoda, Arachnida, Scorpiones, Buthidae. The record is from RefSeq and is a predicted model, not a curated record. Gene Ontology annotation, biological process: regulation of transcription by RNA polymerase II. Gene Ontology annotation, cellular component: nucleus.